GAAGUAAAAAGAUAUUAAAUAAUUGAAAAAAGGGGAUAAGAGAAAAUGGCAUAAUGCUUGUGAGCAGAGAGAGCGGGGCUAGAACGAGAAUCUUUUCUCGCCGAAGUUUUUCUUGUCUUAUCUCAUCGAAUCUCUCCGUCGCCGUCGAUUUUCCCCGCCGUUUUCAGAGGUCAUGGACGUUUCUACUAGAAAGUCUCAAAAAGCAGGCCGUGAAAAGUUGAGGAGGGAAAAACUGAAUGAGCAUUUUGUUGAGCUGGGAAAUGUACUCGAUCCAGACAGACCCAAGAAUGACAAAGCCACAAUUCUGACUGAUACUGUUCAAUUGUUGAAAGAGCUCACAUCAGAAGUCAACAAACUGAAAUUUGAGUACACCACAUUGACGGAUGAGUCCCGCGAGUUGACACAGGAGAAGAAUGACCUAAGAGAAGAGAAGACGUCCCUGAAGUCGGAUAUAGAGAAUCUCAAUCUUCAAUACCAGCAAAGAUUAAGGUCAAUGUCUACAUGGGGAGCUGCGAUGGAUCACACGGUCAUGAUGGCUCCUCCACCAUCUUUUCCAUACCCAAUGCCUAUGGCUAUGCCUCCCGGUUCAAUCCCAAUGCAUCCAUCAAUGCCAUCUUACACAUACUUUGGUAACCAGAACCCUAGCAUGAUCCCAGCUCCAUGUCCUACAUACAUGCCGUAUAUGCCUCCUAACACAGUCGUUGAACAACAAUCCGUACAUAUACCACAGAAUCCGAGUAACCGUUCUCGGGAACCUAGAACAAAGGUUUCAAGAGAGAGCAGAUCCGAGAAAGCAGAGGACUCUAACGACGUUGCAACACAGCUCGAGUUAAAAACCCCUGGAUCUACUUCUGAUAAGGAUACAUUGCAAAGGCCAGAGAAGACGAAGAGAUCAAAGAGAAACAGCAACAAUUCCAUAGAAGAAAGCUCUCAUUCUAGCAAAUGUUCAUCUUCUCCGAGCGUCAGAGACAACAGUUCUUCCAGUAGCGUAGCUGGUGGCCAAAAACCUGAUGAUGCGAAAUGACCAGAAGUAAUCGCAAACAGCAGCGUUUCGAUGAGUAUAUGAUGCGAGUUCACAACGCAGUCGCUGUUCAAAUUGGCGUUCUGAUGCAAAGUUCCUUCUUACUCAUUAGUCAUUCCUUUGGUGAUUUAUCCUCAAUAGGUCUGGUUAGUGCCAAAAACACAGCUGAUUUGUACUCCAAUGUCCAAAAUUCACUAAUUUUAAUAAUUAUAUAAAUUACAUAAUCUUGUGUUAUCAAAUGUCAGAAAUGAAAUUACUUUUUGAUUA
Eutrema salsugineum is the source of this 1288-nucleotide messenger RNA. Its product is annotated as transcription factor bHLH121. The coding region runs from base 173 to 1024 and encodes 283 amino acids. The record is from RefSeq and is a predicted model, not a curated record. Gene Ontology annotation, molecular function: DNA-binding transcription factor activity; protein dimerization activity. The transcript is spliced from 5 exons. Gene Ontology annotation, biological process: intracellular iron ion homeostasis. NCBI's taxonomy places the organism in Eukaryota, Viridiplantae, Streptophyta, Magnoliopsida, Brassicales, Brassicaceae.